UGAAAACUUCCGUCAUUUGAGAUUAAAACAAAGGCAGGUACAUAUUCGAACUAAAUAGAUCAAAACUUCUCCCUCUUCCUUCAAAUGCAGUCGCUCUGCAUCUCUGCAUUCAACGGAAUUACUCAAACCUUUCCAGUUUUCGUGUUUUUCUUGAAUUUAGAAAAUGUCUGAAAGCAUGGAAACAGACGAAGAGAUGAUCGCUCAAUGUUUUAAUCUUUUUCAAGACAAGCCUGUUCCUUCUCAGGUGGAGAAAGCAGAAUGGCACCCCGACAAGGACUUGUUAGCUAUGAUUACAGAAGAGGGUAAAGUUGUUUUGCACCGUCUAAAUUGGGACAAGCUAUGGACUAUUUCUCCAGAAGAAAGAGCCACAUCUAUUUGUUGGCGUCCUGAUGGUAAAGUCCUAGCUAUUGGACAUAAUGAUGGAACCAUUUCAUUACAUGAUGCUGAGAAUGGAAAGAUGCUGAGGAGCAAUAAGCCACACAAUGCAGCUAUUGUAUCUCUUAGUUGGGCUGAGGAGGGUCAGAUAUUCUCGGUUGAACCCUAUGAUAUGUUCUCAUAUAAAGACCGGACUCCACGUUUUUUGCCUACACCCCCAAAGGCUCCAUACAUUCCAGACUUAUCUUCUGGAGUUUCUGAAUCUACAGAGGAGCGAGAUGGUACAGAUCAAGAAUUGGUAAACUCUUCCAGGGAACGGCUCAACAUUCUCUGCAGUGGAGAUAUGGAGGGUAUCAUUUGCUUUAACAUCUUUGGAGUUUUUCCAAUUGGAAAGAUUAAUAUUGGGGACCUAUCAAUUCGUCAUUUGAAAGGGCCUGAGACUUCAUAUAGACUCAAGGAUGCGUCGUUAUUCAAGGUGGCACUUUCAAAAGAUCUUCAGCAAUUAAUUGUUCUCUGUUAUGGAAUGCGGGUUGAGGGGACAUCAGAUAUGAAACUGGGAUUGCACAGUCUUCUUAUCAACACAUCCAUAUUCCAGAAAAGGAACAAGGAACUUUUUCAGGUUGCAUUGCAAGUGUCAAAUAUUGAGAAACUUCAAGAUGUUGUACUUGUGUCUUUACAAGCAAUGCAUAAACAAUGGUCAGAUGCCAUGAACUUGUUUAAGGACAAGUUCCGUCAUCUUUCAUCUCUGCUUGCAGUUCAUGGAUUGGAUUCAAACCAACAGGAUGAACUGGUGAAUUUUUUGUGUGGAUUUACUGCAAGUGAUGCACUGCGCCAGUUUCUGGAAAAUUCUCUAAGUGAAGGGGGAGUAAAACGAUUAGCCAAAAGCAUUGAUUCUGCUGGCAAGGAGAUGCGCACUAUUAUAGACGAAUCUUUGAAGCCAGCAUCUGAUGAAAUUGCAUUUAGAAUCGGGGAGCUGAAGGGAUUUUCUGAAUGGGGUGCACGCUUUCAAAGUAUUGGACUGGAGGAAAAUAUGGUUCAUCAAGCAAUGGAAGACUCUGGGAUGUUGGUGGUGCAAAUUGAACGGCUGCUCAGAGUUCUAUCUGAAACUGUGAAACUGUUUGAGAAUUUUUUUGCUUGGCUGACUAAGUCGCUUAAACACCUGAGCGGUGAACCUCUUUCACAAAGUGAUCAGCUGCCUGUCAUUAACAGUCAGCUUGUGAUGCUUUUCUUGACGACUGUUUUCAUGGAAGACCCAAUUAUGCCUCACUUGGAUGCUCUUCAAAAGGAUGUGGAGAUACAAAUUCAUCCAGAAACAAAAAGUAUUUUGGAAGAGCUGGUAAUACUUGGAGGGUUCAAAGAUACAAAGUGUUUGCAGAGGACGCUUUUCGAGCAGUUUAGUCAUUUGCAAACAAGCUGCAAGGAGGCUUUCUAUACGCCCUUUAAGGUUGUUUCUCAAAAAUUGUAUUGUGAAGGCAUAAUGCUGCUUUCUUAUGUUUCAACUCUGCCUUCAACAAUGAAAUUCAAAGAACCUAUAUCAAUCACAUAUUAUGAGAAAGUUGGAGAUGGCCAGUCAGUGGACCAAAUACCAGAAAAUAUCAUUCAGGAUUACAUUUGUUUUCGAUUGCCUGAUGAGGAUCCACAUGGGCCUAGUAUUCUAGUAAUUGUACGGGGAUUCCGGACAGCUGGAAAUUUUCAGCAAUCAGUGUCAAUGGAGGGUAAAGUUGAAGUGAUUGCAUUAUCUUUUGCCAACAGGUUUCAUUGCAUUGAUCUAGCCCUAUACAAGAAAGAUCAGAUAGUGUUACUACUAGACGGAACAAGUUCCAGUGAUGAUGCAGUGGCAAGUGGAAAUUCAUUGUUGAUGCUUCUGCCAAUCAGCAAUCUACCUUUUGUUCCUCUUGUGGAUGUUCCAUUAGAUAUUCCUAUUUCGGAAUUAUGCCAAACGGAGUGUAAAGCCUUUAGUGCAAGCUUGGAGGAUGGAAGAGCACGUUGUAUUUCACAUUCACUAGUUGCACCGUUGGUUGUUAGUGCAUCUAGGGGUCUAGCUUGUUUGUUUACGUCUCAACGCCAUGCAAUGAUAUACAAUCUAGAAGAAGACGAAGAGAAAGAAGACAAUGAAUAGCAAGUGACCAUCAUUUCUUCUGGAGCUGAAGUGCAUUGAAUUGUGGGCACUUACUGUUCAUAAGCAUGAAUAUGACAUGUUUCCCACUCCUUAAUUGUAUUACUAUGAAAAGCUUCUGUUAUGCUGUGAUGAUUUUCUUGCCCAUUCUUUGAGCAUGACCAUUUUGUUGCUUAUCCAUAUUUAAUUUUAUAGAAGAAUUUUGCCUCUAGAUUUUAGUUAAAGAUCCCAGAUUGGUCUUGUGUCAAAACUAUCGGGGGAUGUGUCUAUUAUUUUCAUUUGAGUUUCAAAUAUAAUUUGAAAAAAGUAUAAAUAAUGUUUAUAAAGAAAUUAGUUUUUAUGCAGAAUA
Cryptomeria japonica (Japanese cedar) is the source of this 2840-nucleotide messenger RNA. RefSeq names its product anaphase-promoting complex subunit 4. NCBI's taxonomy places the organism in Eukaryota, Viridiplantae, Streptophyta, Pinopsida, Cupressales, Cupressaceae. The record is from RefSeq and is a predicted model, not a curated record. Gene Ontology annotation, biological process: anaphase-promoting complex-dependent catabolic process; positive regulation of mitotic metaphase/anaphase transition; protein K11-linked ubiquitination. Bases 164 to 2494 code for a protein of 776 amino acids. Gene Ontology annotation, molecular function: protein binding. Gene Ontology annotation, cellular component: anaphase-promoting complex; nuclear periphery. The transcript has 19 exons.